AUGUCGAAAAAUAAUAAUAUUGCAUUAAAUCGCCUUAACUUACUACAAGAUCAUCUUUCACAAGGUUCAAUCGAUCUAUCAAAAGAAAGGUCAAAUGCGAGUUUCAAUGUUGAACAUAUGAAUUGGUUAUUUUGUGGUUCGAAAGAUGCUGCAAAAGCUUUAUCUGAUGCGUACCAAAUGAUACAACGUGACCCAGAUCUUUAUAUUCCCGGUGGACAUAGUUUUGAUAUGACUCAGUCUCAGCAACGUGAACUUGUUCAACGACAAGUCUUGAGGUAUCAGAGAGUUCGCAAAACGUUAAAAGACCCAUUAUUAUAUGAUUCCUUGGACCAAGCAAUGUGCAUUUAUUCUGAAACUUUUUCAAUGAAAAAAUAUGUUCAUGACUCUUUAUUUCGUCAAUCGAUUGAAUUUUUUGGGACCAAAGAGCAACAAGAUGAAUGGAUGGAUGAUGUUUUAAAUUGGAGAAUUAUUGGUUGCUUUUCCAUGACUGAGUUGGGUCAUAGUUCUUUUUUACGUGGUUUAGAAACUACUGCAACUUUUGAUAUAGUUCAUGACGAAUUUGUUAUCAAUUCACCAACUUUAACGGCUACAAAAUGGUGGAUAGGAAUGGCAGGCCAGACAGCUACACAUACUAUAGCAAUAUGUAAAACUAUAAUCGAUUCAAAAAGUUACGGUAUUGAUUGGUUUAUAGUUCCAUUAAGAGACCGUAAAACCGGUCAUUUGCUUCCUGGAGUUACGGCUGGAGAUAAUGGAGCAAAAUAUGGUCGACAUGGUUUAGAUAAUGGGUGGAUACAAUUUUCAAAUGUUCGCAUUCCACGAAAAAAUAUGUUAAUGAGAUGGUCAAAAGUAACUGAAGAUGGAAAAUAUAUUCCACCACAAAAUCCUGCAAUUGUUUAUACAAAUUUAAUUGGAGAACGAUUAAAUAUUUUUAAUGGAACUCAAAAUUUUUUGGGAAAACCAUUGACUAUUGUUUGUAGAUAUAGUUGUGUUAGACGUCAAGGUAUUAAUGAUGAACAAAUAAUGGAUUAUCAAACGCAUUAUAUUAGACUUGUUCCUUGUGUUGCUAGUAUUUAUGUUAUUAAUAUGGUAAAUAGAAAUGUCAGAGCUCGAUGGAUAGAAUUAACAAAACUAAUAAAAACGAAUCAAUCGGAAUAUUUAAAAAAUGCUACAGAUAUGCAUGCAUUAUCUUCAGGCCUAAAAGGAACUAUAACAUGGUGGGGUAGUGAAGUAUUUGAAAGAUGUAGAAGAGCUCUAGGUGGCCACGCUUAUUCAGCUUAUAAUGCUAUAGGACCUUCUAUUGGAGAUUGGGGAGUUGCUACUACUGGUGGUGGUGACAAUUUUGUGCUCUUACAACAAACUGCUAAAUAUUUGAUAAGUUCAUAUGAAAAAAUGAUUCAAGGACAACGACUUUCUGGAUCCGUUGAAUAUUUUAACAAUUUUCAACGAAUUUCAAAAGUCUUUAAGAGUGAUUUAUCAAAUGAAAAGCAAUUAUUUGAUAUUCAAUACAAUUUAGAUAUGUAUACUUGGCUAGUUAAACAAAAGUUACAAUCCCUUUUUGCGAUAUUGACUCAAUCUCAAGAAGAUCGAUCUAUAACAUGGAAUGAUAAUCAAAUCUUAUUAAUACGUCUUUCGGAACUUCACACAUUCAGAUAUUUUCACGUUGCUGAGAUUGAGUCAUAUCACAACUAUGUCCACCAGGAAUGUAAAGAUCUGGGUCGCGUUGUACCAUUUGUACUUACUAAAGCUUUUGCGGCAUCUUUCGAACCACAAAAUAACCAAUUCAUAUGUUCAACAUUAAAACUCGCAUUUGAUCUUUCUUUUAAUAGAUCUAUUGAACCUUGUGAAAG
This is a messenger RNA of Scutellospora calospora, 1847 nucleotides long. Lineage: Eukaryota; Fungi; Glomeromycota; Glomeromycetes; Diversisporales; Gigasporaceae. The record is from the annotation of a GenBank genome assembly.